This is a messenger RNA of Nematolebias whitei (Rio pearlfish), 2817 nucleotides long. Its product is annotated as von Willebrand factor A domain-containing protein 7-like. The transcript has 15 exons. The coding region runs from base 1 to 2817 and encodes 938 amino acids. Lineage: Eukaryota; Metazoa; Chordata; Actinopteri; Cyprinodontiformes; Rivulidae. The record is from RefSeq and is a predicted model, not a curated record.
AUGAAGUCCCCAGGACUGGCUGUGAUUUGUUUCGUCCUCCUGCACGCCGGAGCUCAUGGCUUUGGAAUAUUACCAGGAGUCUCUCUGAGUCACCAAGAAAUCACAGAACAAGCUAUUUUAAAUGCCACUUUACAGACUUGCCGUGACCUGGCUCAAGAUGAAGGGAGCGACUUCAGUUUUCCUACUCAGCCUUUCACAGCAGGAGCUGUUGCUGCCGCCUGCGGUGCUUCUCAGUCCUCCAAAACUUUCCGCCAAGCCAUUACAUGCAUCAAGUUGAGGACUUCACGAGUGGACAUCCGCUACCCCUUCCAGUCAAGCUUCCACUUUGAUAAGGAGAUGUUCACUGAAGGAAGGCGCAUCAUCACAGAGGGACUGACAGCUGUCAAAGCCAGCAACAAGAAGGAGAACUACGAGGCAGCAAGGGAGCAACUGGGAGAGAUUCUACAUCCUUUACAAGAUUUCUACAGUCACAGUAACUGGGUGGAACUGGGAAACACACGCCCGAACUCUAAUCUGAUCAGAGCAGGCAGCAGCAUUGGGAACACAGCAGAUGCAAGCAGAGCAACGUGUCGCAGCUGUGACAAUGAUGUUUGCAUAAACAACAUCCUGGAGGACAUCACAGCCGAACAGAUCCUGACCUCUGGCUACACUGGUCUAUUCCCUUUUGUCUCAACCAAACCAAAAGGAAAGUGCAGCCAUGGAGGAGCGACUGAUUUUUCUAGUAAGCUUGAGCCAACAGGUGGGAUCAAUAAAGACACCUUCACCUCCAAUCAUGGAUUCCUCCACAGCCAAGCAGCAAACCUGGCAAUAGCUGCAAGCAGUGAGCUGCUGGAGGACAUCAGACUUGCUGCUGGAGACCGAACAUUCCUACGCAUGGUUGGCAUCUUCAAGGGGUCCAGCAGAGCUCUUUGUUUUGUCACUGACACCACAAAGAGCAUGAGUGACGACAUUGAAGUGGUGAAGACAGUCACUUCUUCUAUAAUCAUCAGUCAUUUAGGAGCAAAGAAUGAACCCUCAGUUUACAUUCUUGUUCCUUUCAAUGAUCCAGGAUUUGGUCCACUGAUAAAAACAACAAAUGCUACAGUUUUUAAAAGCACUAUUAAUUCCCUAACAGCUUCUGGUGGAGGAGAUGAUCAGGAAAUGAGUCUUUCAGCAUUGCAGUUGGCUUUAACAAGUGCUCCUUUUAAUUCAGAGAUCUUUCUCUUCACGGAUGCACCUGCGAAAGACAAAUACUUGAAGAACACUGUGAUCGCACUCAUCGAGCGAACCCAGUCAGUGGUCAACUUUAUGAUUACUGAUUCAACAGCGACUAAUCGUCGCAGAAAAAGAAGCAACGCCAACCAGCCACAGGUGAGAAUGAUCGCAGACUCUGAUGCUCAGCUGUACAGAGAGCUGGCUCAGGCAUCAGGAGGUCAGGCUAUAGAAGUUACAACGAGCGAGCUUCAAGCCGCCACAGCAGUCAUAACUCAAUCCAUGAACUCCUCUCUGGUGACCCUUCUUCAGGCUGCCAGGAGCCCAGGAACAGCUGACAAUUUUACAUUUUUGGUUGAUGAAACUGUUAUAAACUUGAUCGUUUACAUCACUGGCCGCUCUGUUACAUUCACUCUCAUCAGCCCAACAGGUGCAUCUCAGGAAAGCACUGACUCUGCAGGUUCUCUGAUCACGGCAACCCAGUCAUUAGGAAAUUUCAUAACUCUGCAGCUCAAAAACCAAGUUGGACAGUGGGAAAUCAGAAUGAUGUCGACUAACCCCUACACUCUAAGAGUUAUGGGUCAGAGCCCAAUUGACUUCUUGUUUCACUUUGUCGAGCCAUCCCAGGACCCAUUUAUUGGGUUUGAUGCUCUUGAUACACGUCCAAGAGCAGGUCUUAGUGGCAGCUUGUUGGUGUCUUUAACUGGAAGUGACUCUGCCACUGUGACAGAAGUAGCUCUGAUUGUAUCGUCCGGAUCAGAAGAGAUCAAAGGAGUUGUAGUGCCACAAGGGAGUGGAAACUUUUUAGUCCAGGUCGACAUGAUACCAUCAGUGGAGUUUGUGGUUCGAGUGAAAGGGAGCAAUCAAGAUUCUUCAAAUAUUUUUCAAAGACAGUCCCUCACCAAAUUCAGAGGUUCAAAUCUAAAAAUUACGGCUGAUUCAGAUAGCAUCUUGAUACCAGGCACGCCAUUCUCUGUGCCUUUCACUGUGAUGACUAAUGGAACAGGAGGGAACUUGACCCUCCGAGUCACCAACAGCAGAGGUUUUGAAUCAACUUCUCCAACUAUUUUAUUCUUGGGAAGUGGAAACAGCACGAAUGGUACAGUGGUCAUGUCAGCACCUCUAAACACCCCGUCAGGCACUGAUGUGAUGCUGACUAUUGAGGCCGAGUCUCCGGAGGGUUCAGACACAAACUACAUCGUAUUGCUCUUCUCUGUUCUCAACAAGGUGACUGAUUUCACUCCUCCACAGUGUCAGCUGCUCAACAUUCAAUCCAACUGCACAGAAAACUGCAGUCUGUCGACAUGGGAGAUUUCCGUCAGGGUGACUGACGGAGAUGCAGGGACUGGAGUCGACCGAGUCAGCCUCAGGCAAGGCAACAGGACCCUGAACACCAGCCUAGUAGCUGGCAACGAGAACAAAGUUCUGGUGUCAUACGCUGUGUCCUGCUGUUUGCCUGAUGUGGAGCUGCUGGUUGUGGAUGGGGUUGGUAAUGUAGGCUCGUGUAUCUUCAACGCUCGAGACACUUUAUCAGCUGCCGUCUCUGUGUCCACCAAUCAGUACCUCUUCCUGUACCUGACUGUGCUGAUAUUAGGACUUAUGCUGACAGAAGUUAGGACUGACUGA